Papilio polytes (common Mormon) is the source of this 1723-nucleotide messenger RNA. RefSeq lists its product as uncharacterized. The record is from RefSeq and is a predicted model, not a curated record. The coding region runs from base 213 to 668 and encodes 151 amino acids. The transcript has 2 exons. Lineage: Eukaryota; Metazoa; Arthropoda; Insecta; Lepidoptera; Papilionidae.
GGCGCCUCAGUCCUCCUCGGAACUCAGUCGAGUACGCAUGUAUACGCUAACGAAAAUAGUGACGAUAAAAACAUAAAAUCGUUUUUGUUUCACUCUUUCAAUAACGUGAAGUGAAUUAACUUAAACUUGGUAUUUGGAUUUUCCUUCUGUGGCAGCAUGAAGUGUCAGUGACACGGUGUGAGGUGCGUGAGGUGUGUGAGGUGCGCGGCACAAUGACGUCGGAGCGAGCCAUCCCUCACCUGCGAGAUAUCUUCAGCCUGAACCAGCAAUAUGACGGCAAAACAUACGACGACGACGACACCAACAAGAAGACCGCACGCAAGAAAAAGGAGGACUACCGCACUUACGCCAACGGCGACGUCAAGACACUCGAAAGGCAUCUCAGUAUGAAAAAGACGAUAAGGAAAAAGAUCAUGCGUGAUCUUCAGCAAGCGUUCGUUGAAGACCCUAACGAGUUUAAGGUCGAGAACACGAGCCCGGAAAAAUUGAAAGCGGAAUUGAGCGCGGAGGCAGUUAAAAUCGAGAAGAACGUUCGUAAGAAUGAUCCGACUUUCUUAGACAUGUUGCGCGGAGAGACCAGGGGCGAGGAGACGCGGGAAGAGCAGCCGCCCGCUGAGAAGACCAGCUUCUGGCGACGACUCACCAUGAAGAAUAAGAAUAAGAGAUAAUUGAAGAGUGUCAGCCGAACACCUCUUACUCCGUUUUAUGACCACAUUCUCUAGGAGAUUGGGACUCCAAUUAAGAAAUUAUCCACUGGCAGCUCAAAGAUCUCGAUUUAAUUUUAUCGAUUCUCAAUCUCCUAGUGAAUAAUUUAUUGAUCUCUGUGUCAAUUAAAUGAAUGUUCUAUAAAAUAUUUGUAAUGAAAUAAGAAAGUAACAUUAAGUGAAGCCGACUUUUGAAGCAAGUUAAUAUCAUAUCGUAUUUUAUUCACCGACUGAUCUUGUAAAACUUUACACUGCCUCUGGUUGACUAUUUCUGUACAUUGUAUUUUUAUAUACUAAGUAUUUGAGAUAGAUGUGUUUUUCAAAUUGUACCCUUUAAAUGAACGACGCAAAAUGUUUAUCAUUUUUUGAUAUGUAGUUGAGAUAAAUUGAUCGAAGAAUUUACAUCAUUUGUAAAUAAGUCCUCUAUUGGGAAUUAAUGCAAUCUGAAAAUUCAAUUUCUAUCAGAGUAAUAUUUCAUUGAAAUCGACUCUUACUGUAUUAAGCUUUUUAAUGGAAAUUCAAAGGAAAAUCUUCAUAAACACCUGGGAAUUUUACACAAUUAUGAAUGCAAUUUUAUGCAAGUGGUUAUACUGUUUUAACUAUCCAUAAAGGCCAAAAAAAGAACAGGAAAAACUGUUGACCCGAUUUUAGUGAAUUUCACCUAUUUUUUAGUAUUCCGUACGUUUGACCGAGUGUUAUUCCUAUUGUAUUUGAUAUUAAGAUGCAUUUACUCUGGGAAUUUUUAUGUACUUAAUGAGAUCUAGUUGUAUAAUGCUUAAUAUUAAGUUUUUUAUUGUCUACGUUGUUUAGGUUAAGCUUACGGGUUGGAACGGAGUAUGAGAUAUCGGUAAAUGUUGUAUUAUUAUUGAAAAAUCUCGUUCGUAUGUGAUGUAAUUAAGUCGGAAAGCAUAGAGUAAGCGAUUCUUAAAUGUGUAGUUCAAGGUAGGCUCGUGGCAAUUCCCUGUUGUGACAUUUUUUAUCAUAAUUAUUAUCCUAUAUAAAGUGAUUUUACACGUUUA